GGAUCAUCACAAUGUAACGCAGAACAGCCUCCAGUCAAAUAAUCGCCCAACCGCCUCUCCUAAUGCUGGACCGCCUUCUCUUGCGAAAUUGAUUCCAUAGGUAAAAGAAGGGCAUUUUCGCCCAAAAAUAAAUAAAUUUUUUGUAUUAGAGGUAUUUGCUAAAAAAUAUGGUUUUUUGGGCGGAAGUUGGGAAAAGUUAGGUCGGGUAACUUGCUUAGAAAGCCUACCUUUGGUUUUUUUUUUACAAUUUUCCCUAAAAGUAAAACAGCAAGGGGAAUAUCAACAUAGGGUUUCUUCUCUCUAUAUAAGAGGAUUGUAGAAGAGAAGGUUGAAGAAAAGGUGACAAUGUUGAAGGAAAAUGGUGAUUUCAUGGGAAGCUUCACAGAUUUUUUGGGUGGUGUAGUGAGAAAAGGCGUUCCCAAAGCUGAAGAUUUAAUGAGAGAAGGAAAGGAAAGAGCAAAUUUGGUGGCCUCUGCAGUGAGAGAAAGCAUGCCCAAAGCUGAAGAGUUAGUGAAAGAAGGGAUGGCCAGGGCGAAUUUAGUAGCCUCUGCAGUGAGAGAUGCCAUGCCUAUUGCUCAUGAGAAAGUAGCAGAUUUACCGAGAGAAGGCAAGGUUAAGAGCCAAUUGCUGGCUGAUCAAGGUACAAGAUCUCAAGUGUGAUUUUGAUGAAGAGCAAGUAAUUCUUCAUUCAUGACCUCAAUCCACGUGGGGUUUCUUGUGAAGUCUAUGUAGGUACUUGGUUCUGUAUGUUUAGUGAGUGCAACGAAAAAUGAAUGAUGUUCAAGGGAGAGCUCACCAUAUGAUGCCCACUAUUCUAUUGGAAAGAACCUUCAUAGUUGAACAUCUCUAGAUGAUCGACAUGGCUGAUUAUUGUGGGUUGGUGCACUUGAAGUAUUUACUACAGAGGGAUUAAUGUUAUCACCACCACUCAAUACUUGACCAAUAGCUGUAACUGUAACUUACUUGAAUGAGGAAUUUCUAGAGUGUGAGAAAUUAUAACUUACUUGAACAAAAGGUAGAUACUUGUACUUGAACAAAAGAUAGAGACUUGUAAAAGUAUUGAGGAAUGGCUAUGAUAGCAUGAAGAAAUUUAGAGCACGAUAUUUGUGUAGAAUUCUCUGCACCCCAUAGAGAGGGAUGUAGGUUCUAUUUAUAAUAGUUAUGUACUCAUCGUUGAUUGACU
Molecule: messenger RNA, 1183 nt
Organism: Amborella trichopoda
Lineage: Eukaryota; Viridiplantae; Streptophyta; Magnoliopsida; Amborellales; Amborellaceae
Source: RefSeq, a predicted model, not a curated record